GUUUCCCUCCCCCAGGAUGAGGCUGCGGCUCCUGGUGGCUGCGCUCUGCGCGGGGAUCCUGGCAGGGGCUCCCCGAGUGUGGGCCCAGCACAGGGAGAGAGUGAGCUGCACGCGUCUUUACGCUGCUGACAUCCUGUUCCUACUCGACGGCUCCUCGUCCAUUGGCAGAAGCAACUUCCGCGAAGUGAGGGGUUUCCUUGAGGGACUGGUGCUGCCCUUCUCCGGGGCAGCCGGUGCACAGGGUGUGCGCUUCGCUGCCGUGCAGUACAGCGAUGACCCACGGACAGAAUUUGGCCUGGAUGCGCUUGGCUCAGGAGGUGAUGUGAUCCGUGCCAUCCGAGAGCUCAGCUACAAGGGAGGCAACACGCGCACAGGAGCUGCAAUUCUCCACGUGGCUGACCGUGUCUUUCUGCCCCAGCUGGCCCGACCUGGUGUUCCCAAGGUCUGCAUCCUCAUCACAGAUGGGAAGUCCCAGGACCUGGUGGACACAGCUGCCCAGAGGCUGAAAGGGCAGGGAGUCAAGCUGUUUGCUGUGGGGAUCAAGAAUGCCGACCCUGAGGAGCUGAAGCGAAUCGCCUCACAGCCGACCAGCGAUUUCUUCUUCUUCGUCAACGACUUCCACAUCUUGAGGACGCUACUGCCUCUUGUUUCCCGGAGGGUGUGCACAACUGCAGGUGGCGUGCCUGUGGCUCUGCCCUCCGAUGACUCAACCUCUGGUCCACGAGACCUGGUGCUGUCUGAGCCAGGCAGUCAAUCCUUGAGAGUACAGUGGACAGCGGCCAGUGGCCCUGUGACUGGCUACAAGGUCCAGUACAUGCCCCUGACGGGGCUGGGACAGCCACUGUCGAGUGAGCGGCAGGAGGUGAGCGUCCCAGCGGGUGAGACCAGCGUGAGGCUGCAAGGCCUCCGGCCACUGACUGAGUACCAAGUGACGGUGGUUGCCCUCUACGCCAACAGCAUCGGGGAGGCCGUGAGCGGGACAGCUCGGACCACUGCUCUGGAGGGACCGGAGCUGACCAUCCAGAACACCACAGCCCACAGCCUCCUGGUGGCCUGGCGGAAUGUGCCAGGUGCCACUGGCUACCGCGUGACAUGGCGGGUCUUCAGUGGUGGGGCCACGCAGCAGCAGGAGCUGGGCCCUGGGCAGGGGUCAGUGUUGCUGCGUGACCUGGAGCCUGGCACAGACUAUGAGGUGACCGUGAGCGCCCUGCUUGGCCGGAGCGUGGGGCCUGCCACCUCCCUGACUGCCCGCACCGACACUUCUGUUGAGCAGACGCUGCGUCCCAUCAUCCUGGGCCCCACAUCCAUCCUUCUCUCCUGGAACUUGGUGCCUGAGGCCCGCGGCUACCGGCUGGAGUGGCGGCGUGAGAGUGGCUUGGAGGUGCCACAGAAGGUGGUGCUGCCCUCUGACGUGACCCGCUACCAGUUGGAUGGGCUGCAGCCAGGCACUGAGUAUCGCCUCACACUCUACACGCUGCUAGAGGGCCGCGAGGUGGCCACGCCUGCAACUGUGGUCCCCCCUGGGCCAGAGCUGCCCGUGGGCCCUGUGACAGACCUACAGGCCACCGAGCUGCCUGGGCAGCGGGUGCGAGUGUCCUGGAGCCCAGUUCCUGGCGCCACCGAGUAUCGGAUCACCGUGCGCAGCAUCCAGGGGGUCGAGCGGAGCCUGGUGCUUCCCAGGAGUCAGACAGCUUUUGACUUGGAUGACGUCCGGGCUGAGCUGAGCUACACAGUGCGGGUGUCAGCUCGAGUAGGCACCCGAGAGGGUGGUGCCAGCAUCCUCACUGUUCGCCGGGAGCCAGAAACCCCACUUGCCAUCCCAGGGCUGCGGGUAGUGGCGUCAGACGCAACGCGAGUGAGGGUGGCCUGGGGACCUGUCCCUGGAGCCAGUGGAUUUCGGGUUAGCUGGAGGACAGACAAUGGUCUGGAGUCCAGCCAGACAUUGCCCUCAGAGUCUACUGCCACAGAUAUCAUGGGGCUGAGACCUGGAACCUCCUACCGGGUGGCUGUGUCGGCAUUGCGAGGGAGAGAGGAGGGCCCACCUGCGAUCACCGUGGCUCGAACUGACCCACUGGGCCCAAUGAAGACAGUCCGUGUGACUCAUGUCAGCAGCUCAUCUGUCACCAUCACCUGGAGCAGGGUUCCUGGUGCCACAGGAUACAGGGUCUCCUGGCACUCAGGCCACGGCCCAGAGAAAUCCCAGUUGGUUUCUGGGGAGGCCACAGUGGCUGAGCUGGAUGGGCUGGAGCCAGAUACCGAGUACACAGUGCAUGUGUGGGCCCGUGUGGCUGGUGUGGAUGGGACCCCUGCCUCUGUGGUUGUAAGGACUGACCCUCAGCCCGUGGGCAGUGUCUCGAAGCUGCAGAUCCUCAAUGCUUCCAGUGAUGUUCUGCGGGUCACCUGGGUGGGGGUCACUGGAGCCACAGCUUACAGACUGGCCUGGGGCCGGAGCGAGGGUGGCCCCACGAGACAGGAGAUGCUCCCGGGAAACACGGACUCCGCAGAGCUACGGGGCCUCGAAGGCGGAGUCAGCUACUCAGUGAGAGUGACUGCACUUGUGGGGGACCGUGAGGGCGCACCUGUCUCCAUUGUCGUCACCAUGCCGCCUGAGGAGGCUCCACCAGCCCUGGAGACACUUCGUGUAGUGCAGCGAGGGGAGCACUCGCUGAGGCUGCGCUGGCAGCCGGUGCCCGGGGCACGCGGCUUCCGUCUGCGUUGGCGACCUGAGGGUGGCCAGGAACAGUCCCGGGUUCUGGGGCCGGAACUCAGCAGCUAUGAACUGGACGCACUGGAGCCAGCGACCCACUACCGUAUAUGGCUGAGUGUCUUGGGGACAGCUGGAGAAGGGCCCCCCUCAGAAGUAACUGCAUACACUGAGUCACCGCGUGUCCCAAGCACUGAACUGCAUGUUGUAGACACCUCAGUCGACUCAGUGACUCUGGCCUGGACGCCGGUGUCUGGGGUAUCCAGCUACAUCCUAUCCUGGCAGCCACUGAAAGGCCCUGGCCAAGAAUUGCCUGGGGCCUCACAGACACUUCCGGGAAUGUCAAGCUCCCAGCGGGUGACAGGGCUAGAGCCUGGCAUCUCCUACAUAUUCUCCCUGACACCUGUCCAGGAGGGUGUACAGGGUCCUGAGGCCUCUGUCACACAGACCCCAGUGUGUCCCCACGGCCUGAUGGACGUGGUGUUCCUGCUGCAUACCACUCGAGACAAUGCUCAUCGCGCAGAGGCUGUGAAGCGAGCCCUGGAGCAUCUGGUGUCUGCACUUGGGCCUCUUGGGCCACAGGCCAUCCAGGUUGGCCUCCUGUCCUACAGUCACCGGCCCUCCCCACUGUUCUCGCUGAACAGCUCCCAUGACCUCGGUGUCAUCCGGCAGAAGAUCCGCAACAUCCCCUACACAGACCCAAGUGGGAACAACCUGGGCACAGCUGUGGUUACAGCUUACAGAUACCUGUUGGCACCAGAUGCCCCUGGACGACGCUGGCACGUGCCGGGGGUGAUGGUUCUACUGGUGGAUGAGCCCUUGAGAGGUGACAUCUUCAGCUCUAUCCGUGAGGCCCAGGCUGCUGGGCUCAAAGUGAUGAUGCUGGGCCUGGCAGGAGCUGACCCAGAACAGCUGCGUCGCUUGGUGCCGGGCAUGGACUCUGCCCAGACCUUCUUCGCCGUGGAUGAUGGUCCAAGCUUGGACCGGGCAGUCAGUAGUCUGGCAACAGCCCUGUGUCAGACGGCUUUGACCACCCAGCUACAGCCAGAGCCUUGCUCGGUGCAUUGUCCAAAGGGCCAGAAGGGGGAACCCGGAGAGAUGGGGCUGAAAGGACAAGCCGGGCCUCCUGGCCCCACCGGCCUCCCGGGCAGGAUGGGUGUUCCUGGCCCCCAGGGACCUCCUGGAAGUACCAUUGCGAAGGGUGAGAGGGGCUUCCCUGGGGCAGAUGGGCCUCCAGGCAGCCCUGGCCACCCUGGGACUCCUGGAACCCCCGGCCCGAAGGGCUCCCCAGGGUGGCCCAGUCCUCGUGGAGAACCAGGAGAGCGAGGGCCUCGAGGCCCAAAGGGGGAGCCGGGAGAGCCUGGACGAGUCAUUGGAGGUGAGGGCCCAGGGCUUCCUGGGCAGAAGGGGGACCCUGGACCUCCAGGUCCCCCUGGAUCUCGUGGCCCAUUGGGAGACCCAGGACCCCGUGGUCCCCCAGGAUUUUCUGGAACAGCUGUGAAGGGUGAGAAAGGUGAUCGUGGGGAGCGGGGCCCCCCUGGACCAGGUGACGGCAGCGUUGCUUUAGGGGAGCCUGGGCUGCCGGGUCUUCCUGGAAGCCGUGGACCCCAAGGCUCAGUUGGCCCCCCUGGAGAAAAAGGAGAAAAGGGUGACUGUGAAGAUGGAGCCCCAGGCCUUCCAGGACAACCUGGGACCCCGGGUGAGCCGGGCCUACGGGGACUUCCUGGAGACACUGGCCCCAAAGGUGACCAAGGACUAACAGGGGCCAUGGGUGAGACUGGAGAAAAGGGCGAACGUGGAUCCCCUGGCCCAGCGGGACCACAGGGUCCCCCAGGAGUUGCUGGACGUCCUGGACCUGAGGGUCCUGAAGGGCCACCAGGACCCACUGGCCGCCGAGGAGAGAAGGGGGAGCCUGGUCACCCUGGGGACCCCGCAGUGGGACCUGGGGGUGCUGGAGCUAAAGGAGAGAAGGGAGACGUAGGGCUCCCUGGGCCCAAAGGAGCUACUGGAGUCAAAGGGGAACGGGGCCCACCUGGCUUGGUUCUUCCUGGGGACCCUGGCCCCAAGGGAGACCCUGGAGUCCGGGGUCCCAUUGGCCUCACUGGCAGAGCAGGACCCCCGGGUGACUCAGGGCCUCCCGGAGAGACGGGAGACCCUGGGCGUCCUGGUUCCCCAGGACCCAUCGGCCCCCGAGGACGAGAUGGUGAAGUUGGAGAGAAAGGUGACGAGGGUCCCCCGGGUGAACCAGGUUUGUCUGGAAAAGCUGGCGAGCGUGGCCUUCGGGGGGCACCUGGAGCUCGGGGGCCUGUGGGUGAGAAGGGAGACCAGGGAGAUCCUGGAGAGGAUGGACGAAACGGGAGCCCUGGACCAUCUGGACCCAAGGGUGACCAUGGGGAGCCAGGUCCCCCAGGACCCCCUGGACGGCUGGUGGACACGGGACUUGGAGUCAGAGAGAAGGGAGAGUCUGGGGACCGUGGACAGGAGGGUCCUCGAGGACCCAAGGGUGACCCCGGCCCCCCUGGAGCUUCUGGGGAGAGAGGCAUCAGUGGACUUCGGGGGCCGCCAGGCCCACAGGGGGACCCAGGUGUUCGAGGCCCAGCAGGAGAAAAGGGUGACCGGGGCCCCCCUGGCCUGGAUGGCCGCAGUGGACUGGAUGGGAAACCAGGAACCCCUGGUCCCCCUGGGCUGCCUGGUGCUAUAGGCAAGGCUGGGGACCCAGGGAGAGACGGACUUCCUGGCCUUCGAGGAGAACAGGGCCCCCCUGGCCCCUCUGGUCCCCUUGGAGCACCGGGAAAGCCAGGCGAGGAUGGCAAGCCUGGCCUGAACGGGAAAAACGGAGGACCUGGGGACCCUGGAGAAGAUGGGAGGAAGGGAGAGAAGGGAGAUUCGGGCGCUCCUGGGAGAGAAGGUCAUGAUGGCCCCAAGGGUGAGCGAGGAGCUCCUGGUAGCCCUGGACUCCAGGGCCCCCCGGGCCUCCCAGGGCAGGUUGGCCCUUCUGGCCAGGGUUUCCCUGGUGUUCCGGGAGGUUCGGGCUCCAAGGGUGACCGUGGGGAGACUGGACCCAAAGGGGAGCAGGGCCUCCCAGGAGAGCGUGGCCUGAGAGGAGAGCCUGGGAGCGCGGCGAAUGUGGAGCGGUUGCUGGAAAAUAUUGGCAUCAAGACAUCUGCCCUGCGGGAGAUCGUGGAGAGCUGGGAAGAGAGCUCUGGCAGCUUCCUGCCUGUGCCUGAACGGCGUCGUGGCCCCAAGGGAGACCCAGGAGAGCGGGGCCCCCCAGGCAAGGAGGGCCCCACUGGCUUUUCUGGAGAACGCGGGCCGAAGGGAGAUCGUGGAGACCCCGGCCCUCAGGGGCCACCUGGCCUGGCCCUUGGGGAAAGGGGCCCCCCUGGACCUGCCGGCCUUGCUGGGGAACCUGGAAAGCCUGGUAUCCCUGGGCUCCCAGGCACGGCUGGGAGUGUGGGAGAGGCAGGGAGACCAGGAGAGAGGGGAGAACGGGGAGAGAAAGGAGAACGUGGAGAACAGGGCAGAGACGGCCCUCCUGGCCUCCCUGGACCCCCUGGACCCCCUGGCCCCAAGGUGACCAUGGACGAGCCAGGUUCUGGACUCUCUAGAGAACCAGGACCCCCUGGACUCAAGGGUGCUAAGGGGGAGCCAGGCAGUGACGGCAACCGAGGCCCCAAAGGAGACAGGGGUGAGCCAGGCAUCAAGGGAGACUGGGGAGAGCCUGGACAGAGGGGUCAAAAUGGCAGCCCGGGUCUACCAGGAGAGCGUGGUGUGGCUGGGCCUGAGGGGAAGCCGGGUCUGCAAGGUCCGAGGGGGACCCCUGGCCCAAUGGGUGGCCAUGGAGACCCUGGACCACCCGGUGCCCCGGGUCUUGCUGGCCCUGCGGGACCCCAGGGACCUUCUGGCCUGAAGGGGGAGCCCGGAGAGACAGGACCACCAGGACGGGGCCUGCCUGGACCCACUGGAGCUGUGGGACUUCCUGGCCCCCCUGGCACUUCAGGCCUUGUGGGUCCUCAGGGGGCACCAGGUUUGCCUGGACAAGUGGGGGAGACGGGGAAGCCGGGAGUGCCAGGUCGUGAUGGUGCCAGUGGGAAGGACGGAGACAGAGGAGCCCCUGGCGUGCCGGGGUCACCAGGUCUGCCUGGCCCUGUUGGACCUAAAGGAGAGCCUGGACCCAUGGGCACCCCUGGACAGGCUGUGGUCGGGCCCCCUGGAGCAAAGGGAGAGAAGGGCGCCCCUGGAGGCCUUGCUGGAGACCUGGUGGGAGAGCCGGGAGCCAAAGGUGACCGAGGACUGCCGGGGCCGCGAGGCGAGAAGGGUGAAGCUGGCCGUGCUGGGGAGCCUGGAGAUCCUGGUGAAGAUGGUCAGAAAGGGGCUCCAGGACUCAAAGGUCACAAGGGUGACCCAGGAGUUGGGGUCCAGGGGUCCCCUGGGCCAAUUGGUCCUCCAGGUCUAAAGGGAGACUUGGGCCCCCCCGGCACCCCUGGUGCUCCUGGUAUUGUGGGGUUCCCUGGUCAGACAGGCCCUCGAGGAGAGAUGGGUCAGCCGGGCCCCAGUGGAGAGCGGGGUCUGGCAGGCCCCCCAGGGAGAGAGGGAGCCCCAGGUCACUUGGGGCCACCUGGACCCCUUGGGUUAGCGGGAGCACCUGGGGCCCCUGGACUCAAAGGAGACAAGGGAGACCCUGGAGCAGGGCCGCCUGGGGCCCGAGGCGAGCGUGGGGAGCCAGGUAUCCGGGGUGAAGAUGGCCGCCCCGGCCUGGAGGGACCCCGAGGACUCGUGGGUCCCCCAGGCAGCCGAGGGGAGCGUGGGGAGAAGGGUGACACUGGAACCUCAGGGCUAAAGGGUGACAAGGGUGACUCAGCUGUGAUUAUGGGGCCUCCGGGGCCACGGGGUGCCAAGGGGGACGUGGGUGAACGAGGGCCUCGGGGCAUAGAUGGUGAAAAAGGACCUCGGGGAGACAGUGGGGACCCUGGAGAAAAGGGCGCCAAGGGACAGACUGGAGACAAGGGCUCAGCCGGGUUGCUGGGAGUGCGUGGACUCACGGGACCCAAGGGUGAGCCUGGUGCUGCAGGGAUCCCUGGUGAGCCGGGAUCCCAAGGAAAAGACGGAGCCCCUGGUGUCCGAGGAGACAAAGGAGAUGUUGGCUUCAUGGGUCCCCGGGGCCUCAAGGGCGAACGGGGGGUUAAGGGAGCCUGUGGCCUUGAUGGAGAGAAGGGAGAUAAGGGAGAAGCUGGUCCCCCGGGCCGCCCAGGGCUGGCAGGACGCAAAGGAGAGUUGGGGGAGCCAGGUGUUCCAGGCCAGUCAGGGGCCCCUGGGAAGGAGGGCCUGAUCGGUCCCAAGGGUGACCGCGGUUUUGAUGGGCAGCCAGGACCCAAGGGUGACCAGGGCGAGAAAGGGGAGCGGGGGCCUCCAGGAAUUGGGGGCUUCCCAGGUCCCAGGGGCAGUGAUGGCUCUAGUGGUCCCCCCGGGCCACCUGGCAGUAUUGGUCCCAAAGGCCCUGAAGGACUUCAGGGCCAGAAGGGUGAACGAGGUCCCCCUGGAGAGAGUGUGGUGGGGGCCCCUGGGGUCCCUGGAACCCCAGGAGAGAGAGGGGAGCAGGGGCGGCCAGGACCUGCGGGGCCCCGUGGUGAGAAGGGAGAAGCUGCACUGACAGAGGAUGACAUUCGGGGCCUUGUGCGUCAGGAGAUGAGUCAGCAUUGCGCCUGCCAGGGACAGUUUAUCACAUCUGGAUCACGACCCCUCCCUAGUUACGCUGCAGACACCGCUGGCCCCCAGCUCCACGCCGUGCCCGUUCUCCGCAUCUCCCAUGCAGAGGAGGAAGGCCAGGUGCCCCCCGAGGACGAUGAGUACGAAUACUCUCAGUAUUCCGUGGAGGAAUACCAGGACCCUGAGGCUCCUUGGGAUGGCGAUGCCCCGGACCCCUGCUCACUUCCACUGGACGAGGGCUCCUGUACUGCCUACACCCUGCGCUGGUAUCAUCGGGCUGUGGCAGGUGGUACGGAGGUCUGUCACCCCUUUGUCUAUGGUGGCUGCGGAGGAAAUGCCAACCGUUUUGGGACCCGUGAAGCCUGUGAGCGCCGCUGCCCGCCCCAGGUGGCUCAGAGCCAGGGGACAGGUCACCACACAGAGAAAUGCUGGCGGAGGGUCACAUGCAUGAGACAGCACCCACCCCAGAUGGAUGGGGCCAUCAGGGGCAUCUCCAGACACAUUUGCAUGACCAACUGCCCGACGCUCAUUGUCAUGGUGGGGCUGCCUGCCAGGGGCAAGACCUACAUCUCUAAGAAGCUGACCCGCUACCUGAACUGGAUUGGCGUGCCCACGCGGGAAUUCAACGUUGGCCAGUAUCGCCGGGACAUGGUCAAGACAUACAAGUCUUUUGAGUUUUUCCUUCCAGACAAUGAAGAGGGCCUGAAAAUCAGGAAGCAGUGUGCCCUGGCAGCCCUCCGAGACGUUCGGCGGUUCCUUAGUGAGGAAGGGGGGCACGUGGCGGUUUUUGAUGCAACAAAUACCACCCGAGAACGGAGAGCGACCAUCUUUAAUUUUGGAGAACAGAACGGCUACAAGACCUUUUUCGUUGAGUCCAUCUGUGUGGAUCCUGAGGUCAUAGCUGCCAACAUCGUGCAAGUGAAACUGGGCAGCCCUGACUAUGUCAACCACGAUAGUGAUGAGGCCACGGAGGAUUUCAUGAGGCGCAUCGAGUGCUAUGAGAAUUCGUAUGAGUCGCUGGACGAGGACCUGGACAGGGAUCUGUCCUACAUCAAGAUCAUGGACGUAGGGCAGAGCUACAUCGUGAACCGCGUGGCUGACCACAUCCAGAGCCGCAUUGUGUAUUACCUCAUGAACAUCCAUGUGACGCCCCGCUCCAUCUACCUCUGCCGGCACGGGGAAAGCGAGCUCAACCUCAAGGGCCGGAUUGGCGGGGACCCAGGACUCUCCGCCCGGGGCAGGGAGUUUGCCAGGAGUCUGGCCCAGUUCAUCAGGGAUCAGAACAUCAAGGACCUAAAGGUUUGGACAAGCCAGAUGAAGAGGACAAUCCAGACAGCUGAGGCCCUGGGUGUGCCUUACGAGCAGUGGAAAGUUCUCAACGAGAUUGAUGCGGGCGUCUGUGAGGAAAUGACCUACGAGGAAAUUCAGGAUCAUUAUCCACUGGAAUUUGCCCUGCGAGACCAGGACAAGUACCGGUACCGGUACCCUAAGGGGGAGUCCUAUGAGGACCUGGUCCAGCGACUCGAGCCUGUCAUCAUGGAGCUGGAGCGGCAAGAGAACGUGCUGGUCAUCUGCCACCAGGCUGUGAUGCGCUGCCUCCUGGCCUACUUCCUUGACAAGGCGGCAGAACAGCUGCCCUACCUCAAGUGUCCGCUGCACACGGUCCUGAAGCUGACCCCUGUGGCUUAUGGUUGUAAAGUGGAGUCCAUAUUCCUGAAUGUGGCGGCCGUGAACACGCACCGGGACAGGCCUCAGAAUGUAGACAUCUCUCGGCCUCCGGAGGAAGCCCUUGUCACGGUGCCUGCUCACCAGUGACCGUGUGUCGUCCACUGCGACCCCCGGGCAGGUGUUGAUCUCUGCGGACGAGGUCAUUCCAGGCCCUCUGGUCUGUGUGACAUUCACCACACAGGAACACCCUCAAAGCCAUGCAUGGCUGGUGGCACCCAGAAUCCCAGCCCCAGCCCACCUGUUUCCUUGUUGACAGCGUCAGGGUUGUAUGCGGUGCCCAACCUGCUGCUAAAAACCGCUUGGCCUGACUACGUCUGCACCGGGCCGGUGAGAGGUUUCCCAGCCCCUGAUCUUUCUGUUUCCUCUCACCGGCCGGGUGGGCUUUGUGAAGUGUGAAACCAAAAAAUGUGAAACGGAAAGCACUUGCUGUGAUGUUUCCACCCACUGAGGCCGAGCUGCCUGGGUAGACCUGGGGACCCCUGCCAGGGCUCUGCUGCCCUUUCUUUGGCCACUUCCUGAGCCAGAGGCAAGGUGUUCAUGAGCUGCUGCUGCCUCAGUAAGCGGGAAAGAGCCAUCCCCGUCCUGCCUCGCCAGGAACUGAAGAGCUUCCGCCAAGGCAGCCAUCUCCACUGGCCAGACCCUUGGGUCCGUGCGUCUGCAUUUGUGGACGCUCAGGAAAGCAGUGUGUUCACUUUAGCACAUGGGAAUGCACAGAAACAUGCAUGGAGCGGGGUGUUUGCGAUUACCCCUUCCCAAUUAUGCCUACACUGGAAUACUCGUGGGAGCUGGUAGCCAAGGCCACCCCUCUCCAACUGCUCUCAUGGUGCAACACGUAAAGAAAGACGUGAAGAGUCGCCCUUCCCAGUGCUCGAGGGAGAGGCUGCCCUCCCAUCUUCCUCUCCCGGCCAUGCCACUGGGCUACCUUGCACGCUGCUGCCUGUGUCCACACAAGAGUGUACACUGGUGGCAGGGACCUGCAUUUGCUGUGAAGGAUUCGGAUAAGCUUGCAUGGUCCUGCAAAGCCUGUCCUGGCGUUUGUUGACCUCCACCCGCGGGACUAAGCACGGGAAAGCCCAGAGCUGGAGGCAGCCCCUAGCCAGGGCAGGAUUUUCCCAGCUUCUGAUUCUUGUACACAGGAGCCUGAUGAAAACGACCUCGGGAAGCCUACCAUCUGUCACGCCCCUGAGUUCUUUUGGGCCCAGGGAGUUGGGCUGGGCCGCAGGUUCCGGCUCCAUUUUGUAGCUGGGAGAACAGGCUGGCCAGCAAGUUGUGAGGCUGGGUGAGGAAGUGUGUGGAUUUGUAGUUGGAUGCGCUGCUGUCUACAGGUGGUGGUCCUUGGUGAAGUCAGGCCCCAGGAUCCUGUGUCCCUGGCCCAGGCUGAUGGUCUCUCGGCCUCGAGUGCCACAGCAGCUAUGGACAGACAUGGAUGGAGAGAUGUCCAGGACAGAGCCGUGGCAGUACCCUCCUUCUGGACUUACCUCCUGUCAGAGCCCCAGGCCCCUUAGACCCAGGGCCAGAGGACCACGCUACUGCCUUUGGGAUGUGGGGACUGCAGCCUUUACUUCCAUGUCUGCCAGAGUAUUGGUGACUUUUGGUCAUGCUCAGUUGUUGGCCAUAGCAGGUCCCUUUGGUCAGCGGCAUGUACAUCUAGAUGUCACCACCUCUCCAAGACCUCAGGCUGGCUGAGGUGAGACCAGCGAGGCCUUUUCUCUCUGUCCAGAGGGCAGCCAGGAGCUACUGGAGACGUGUCACAAGGACGGGGAUGGGGCGGAGGGAAGUCUGGGAUCCCAGCAGGGCUCACCCUGAGCCGGCUCUGCAUGGGCAGCCGUCCACCUGGCUGGCUGCCCGGUUGCAGCCGGGACGGUUGAUGUGCUCCUGUUGCAGACAUGUUUCCUGCUCGCCCUGGAAUGGAUGUUGUUGGAUCUCAGCCACACAUCACACUGUGUCCAACAUUCUUUGCAAUAAAUACUCUUUAAAAAAAGAACAAUCUAAGGUUGUGUCGUGUGGCCAGCUCGCCACUGGUGAGGUUCUUUCCAGCAGCUCUGCAAACCCCUGUGCUCUGCUCCCUCCCACCAGGUCUGUAUGGACCCUUGGUCCAGCUCCCACCCCCAUGACUACCCAUCCCUGGAGCGGAAACUGUCUUGCCCUGGAGUGAGCCCUGGGCAGGGCCCGGGUUUUCUCUGGGCUGACCUAGGUUGCUGGACCCUCACCGCUGAGACAGAAACAGAUGUAGGGGGGAUCUGGGGUCCCUGGAAAUGUGGGUCCCAAAUACUGGCAUCCCUGGAGAGGGGAACCAGAGGCUGGGUCGAGGAUGGAGGGCCUGCACAAGGCUGUGGGUGGAGCGUGCUGGCUGAUUCUCUGGUGUUCUUUGUCACUUCUGGCGUGGGGAAGAUGGUGACAAGAGGCACCCUUUCCUAUGCCUCAGAAUUUUUUUUUUCCUUUUACAUUAAAAAAAAUUAUUGAAGUAUAGUUGUUUUUUUUAAAAUUAUUUAUUUAUUUUUAUUUUUGGCUGCGUUGAGUCUUUGUUGCUGUGCGCAGGCUUUCUCUAGUUGUGGCGAGCGGGGGCUACUCUUCCUUGCGGUGCGUGGGCUUCUCAUUGCCCUGGCUUCUCUUGGUGCAGAGCACGGGCUCUAGGCACACAGGCUUCAGUAGU
Molecule: messenger RNA, 12791 nt
Organism: Physeter macrocephalus (sperm whale)
Lineage: Eukaryota; Metazoa; Chordata; Mammalia; Artiodactyla; Physeteridae
Product: 6-phosphofructo-2-kinase/fructose-2,6-bisphosphatase 4
Exons: 131
Coding region: 17-10225 (3402 amino acids)
Biological process (GO): extracellular matrix organization; fructose metabolic process; fructose 2,6-bisphosphate metabolic process
Cellular component (GO): cytosol
Molecular function (GO): 6-phosphofructo-2-kinase activity; extracellular matrix structural constituent conferring tensile strength; fructose-2,6-bisphosphate 2-phosphatase activity
Source: RefSeq, a predicted model, not a curated record